Macrosteles quadrilineatus (aster leafhopper) is the source of this 1789-nucleotide messenger RNA. It is a transcript of the gene PGS1, whose product is annotated as CDP-diacylglycerol--glycerol-3-phosphate 3-phosphatidyltransferase, mitochondrial. The transcript has 9 exons. NCBI's taxonomy places the organism in Eukaryota, Metazoa, Arthropoda, Insecta, Hemiptera, Cicadellidae. The coding region runs from base 272 to 1723 and encodes 483 amino acids. Gene Ontology annotation, cellular component: mitochondrion. Gene Ontology annotation, molecular function: CDP-diacylglycerol-glycerol-3-phosphate 3-phosphatidyltransferase activity. Gene Ontology annotation, biological process: cardiolipin biosynthetic process. The record is from RefSeq and is a predicted model, not a curated record.
GUGACUGCGAAGACAGUGACAGUGUCAUGGAACAAUCUGUACCUGAAGCAAACGCAGACGAUCGAAUUGUACUCUACAAAAGUGUAGAGAACAAAUAAUUUAAUUUUAAAUUUUUACUUUAAAUUCUGUUGAUUUUAGUUUGCCUUCUGGAAUAAGUCUUUCGACUGCAUGAAGAGGUUAUGUUUACGUAGCAGUCAGAUAACACAAUAAAAUAGACUGAUUAAUUUUAUUACUUUAUUAUCAAAUGUAAUAAAUAUUGUAACGAUUAACAAUGAGACAGAUAGUGACUGCUCUGGAAAAAUCAUUAGAAGCUCAAUCCAGACCAAACAAUAUCUUAAGCUUGCCUCCUUAUUUAAGCUGGCUUCACAGUGUUGCUGUGGGAUUCUCCCUGAAAGGGGAUCAGGUUUCAGUAUUAUUCAAGCCGGAAGAUUUCUAUACAACACUGUUGGACCGAUGCCGCAAUGCCAAGACAAGGGUGGCCCUUACGUCCCUUUACCUUGGCACAGGACCUAUGGAAGAGCAGUUGGUGAAUACUCUUGACGUCAGACUAAAGGAGAGGGGUAAGGAACUCAACGUCAACAUUCUACUGGACGCGAUGAGAAGUUCCAGAGGAGCGACAAACUCUCGGACGAUGUUGUUGCCGUUGCUACGCUCACACCCACACUGCCAGGUUUCGCUGUUCCACACACCUAAGUUGCGCGGCUUAUUGCGCUACAUCCUCCCCCCACGAUACAACGAGCUUGUUGGACUACAACACAUGAAACUUUAUUUGUUCGACAACGACAUCAUCAUCAGUGGAGCCAAUCUCAGUCAUGAUUACUUCACCAACCGUCAAGACAGAUACAUUGUUAUUUCCGAGUGUCGGCCACUCGCAGACUUCUACUUCGGCUUGGUUGAGCGGCUUAGUGCAGUUUCUUUGACGUUAGACGAACAAAACACGCUGACGCCACGAAACCCUCAACUACAUCCAUACCAGUCGCCUCUGGAGGUUUAUGAGUCGGAGGCAAGGGACACUGUGUGGGGUUAUUACCUGCAAACUAUAGACAAAGCAGCAGCUGGAAAACUUACAAAUCAACAUGAUGAGGCAGCGGACACGUGGGUGUUUCCACUGCUAGGACUGCCACCCCUGUCUGUGACUCAGGAUAGCACUGUGACUAGACAGCUUCUACAGGCUGUGGAGGAAGGUGCCAAAGUCAACCUGGCUACAGGAUAUUUCAACCUGACUGAUGACUACAUCAAUACAAUCCUGAAUAAGAGCAAAGCCUGUUACCAUCUCCUGAUGGCUCAUCCGACAGCAAAUGGGUUCCUCUCAGCGGCUGGGCUAGCGGGAGGCAUCCCCGGGGCGUACACUCAGUUUGCCAAGCUGUUCCUGCGCGGCGCACACUCCUCGGGACAGACUCAUCGUGUGUCUCUGUCCGAGUACCAGCGACCGGGCUGGACCUACCACGCCAAGGGGUUGUGGAUCACGCCACCCGGGGAAGACACUCCUCACUGCACCCUCAUUGGGUCUUCCAACUUUGGAGCAAGAUCUGUGAAGAGAGAUCUGGAAAACCAAAUGGCAAUAUUUACCACAAACGAGACGCUACGAGAAACAUUACGCAGUGAGCAAGAUCAGCUGUACCAGCUUGGGACUCCCUUCUCACUGGACAUCGCCAUGCUUCCAGAGAGAAGGCCAGCCCUCUGGGUUCUCGCGUUCAUAUGGUUCUUCAAGUCUUACUUCUGAGUAUUAUACUUGUUACGACUGUGUAAGUGUUUGUUCCUUAUAUUAAAUGUUAUUUUAAAAAGUGUU